GCUCCCAUCAACUUCCAAGUUUUGAUAAGGAGAUUAAAUUCCUCAACGACAACAUCGUCUGCACCUUCAUCCAUCUCAUCCAAAUCUCAUAGCAAGUCAUGGCUACACGAUCAUUAGUCGUAGGAGGUACGGGUGGCAUUGGCUACGCCAUCGCCUGCCGCCUCGCCGCAGCUUCGGCAUCCUCACAAGUGACUAUCAGCGGUCGCACAGAACCCAAGGACAUUCCUCACCCCAACAUCAAGUUCCGCGCCUUGGACGCAUCUUCCAUGCGCUCCAUCAAGCGAUACACGGACGACUACAAGUCUCUCCAAGACCCACAACUCGAUCUGCUUGUCCUCACCCAGGGCAUUCUCACUAUGGCAGGUAGAACGGAGACGUCCGAGGGAAUUGACCGCAAGAUGGCCCUUCACUACUACGGCAGGCAGCUCCUCAUCCGCGAGCUGAGCCCCAUCUUGAAGGAUGAUGCCAAAGUCCUCAUCGUCCUUGAUAGCACCCGCGGAAGCCCGACGAAGCUGAUUUGGGACGACUUGGACCUGAAGAAGAACUUCAGCUUGCAAAAAGCAGCAGACCACUGCCUGUCCAUGACGGACGCCAUGAUACAGGCCUAUGCGACCGAGAAUAAGGACAAGAAGCAGCACUUCAUUCACGCGUACCCUGGCAUCGUGCAGACCAACAUCUUCCAUACCAUGCCCUGGUAUCUUCGGACCGCGACAAAACUCCUGAGCAACGUGAUGGGUGUACCGGCAGAUACCUGCGCCGAGAGACUUUUGGAGGGAGUGGACGAGGCCUCGGAGAAGGACGGCGCAUCUUGGAGUUGUAUCGAUCAGAAUGGCAAGGUGGUGGGCAACAAGGCUAUUUUCACCGAAGAGGAUUUGAAGAAGGUCAAAGAUCACACUUGGAAGGUGAUUGAUGAGGCGCUUGCAGUUCCCAGCGAGUAGACGAAGCUUAAGCGGCGUGCACGUGUAAGAUUUUGAGGUUGGCCUGUAUUUUCGAUACCACAUAAUUGAGACUUUACUUUCUGGCGCAUUGAAGACCAAGUCAGGCACGUAACUGCCAUCGCUUACGAGGUCUCAAUCCACAUUAUUUAUAUCCUAUCAGC
Molecule: messenger RNA, 1099 nt
Organism: Colletotrichum scovillei
Lineage: Eukaryota; Fungi; Ascomycota; Sordariomycetes; Glomerellales; Glomerellaceae
Exons: 1
Coding region: 99-938 (279 amino acids)
Source: RefSeq, a predicted model, not a curated record